UCCCAAGGAGAUGAUAUUUUUCCAGGGCGUGGUAAUGCAACAAUUAAGCAGAAUGGCGUGGAGUACAACAUUUAUCGCGCUGUUGGAUUUGGUGUUCACGUGUCAGAGGACCAUUUCAAAGGCCAACGAGGCAGCCCUCUCCACGCGACACUUUGACGACUACUCGAUGAAGAACACCAAGCUGGCGAAGCAGAUCAACAAGUUCCUCCUGAAGAACCUGCACCAGAAGAAAAAGUUCUCCGCGUUCGGCUUCUUCAACAUCGACAACAGUGUAAUCUACACGGUAUUCAGCUCCAUCAUCACCUAUCUCGUGAUACUGAUACAGUUCAAGCAGCUGGAGAACGAUUUGACCCAUGGCAACAGCGGCAACGAAACCAUUUCGGCGGCGGGUGGCAGUACAUAAGUUAUGUGUGCGUUAUCUUGGGGGAGCGAGCGAUUGUAUCAUAAGAAACUGCACGCACAGAUUGUGAGGGAGCACUACUUUUUGAAAUUUGCACCCUGUUUUCGCAUUAAGUGGACCUUGAGACUAGGCCAAGUAUGUCAAUCAGACUCGAUAAGCACUCCAAAGUUUGACACGUUGACCGUUAGAAGUCUAUCUAGUAAGAAACAUCUAUGUGAAACAUUUGGAACUCUAAAAAAUAGUAAGAAGUACAGUUUGACAAUUUGGUAUUGACAGAGUGAACUCGCUAAUUGGAACGACUGACAGCUGUCAAAAACAAACAACCACGAGCUCGGAAAUAGUCUCUUAUAGGAUCCCAGCAUAGCAAAUUGUUUGGAAGCGGAAAAUGUUGGAUAGACCUCAAAAUGUUCCUAUGCAAUGGCCAGGCCUACUGCGUCGAGUUAACCGCAGAGAUGAUUCGUUGAAAAAAUGUGGAUUGAGCUUGAGCAGAGAGAAUUUGAAAAUGUGAACGUUUGUAUAAGAUUUUCAAACUCGCAGACGCGCCGCCUUGGUUUGAAUGGAGAAUUAGGUGGUUCAUUAAUUUUGUUUACAAGUUGAUUUUUGCAUUAAACCUUACAAGGAUCUAACAGCUUUGCUUCUUAAUUCAGCAAAUUGAAGCAAAUUCAACGGCAAUUUACAGUGUAGUUUUCCACAAAUCUACAUGAUAAUCGAAGUGUACAAAUAUAAGCGAUUCUUGGAUAAAAGCGAUCCCUUAUGAUUUGGAACAUAUGUUAAUAAAAAAGGCUGUUGAGUCAAAAUUACGGCUAACAAAAAUUUAUGUCAAAAAGUGUAGCGUCACACCAAAACUUUCCGCUGAAAGUAUAACAAUCAGUUUUAUUAAAACACUGUUUGCCAAAAUAAAAAA
Culex quinquefasciatus (southern house mosquito) is the source of this 1304-nucleotide messenger RNA. RefSeq names its product gustatory and pheromone receptor 39a. Bases 11 to 403 code for a protein of 130 amino acids. The transcript is spliced from 3 exons. NCBI's taxonomy places the organism in Eukaryota, Metazoa, Arthropoda, Insecta, Diptera, Culicidae. Gene Ontology annotation, biological process: sensory perception of taste. The record is from RefSeq and is a predicted model, not a curated record. Gene Ontology annotation, cellular component: membrane; dendrite; neuronal cell body.